Molecule: messenger RNA, 1411 nt
Organism: Molossus molossus (Pallas's mastiff bat)
Lineage: Eukaryota; Metazoa; Chordata; Mammalia; Chiroptera; Molossidae
Product: pancreatic lipase-related protein 2-like
Exons: 12
Coding region: 1-1410 (469 amino acids)
Biological process (GO): phospholipid catabolic process
Molecular function (GO): galactolipase activity; triacylglycerol lipase activity; protein binding
Source: RefSeq, a predicted model, not a curated record
AUGCUGCUCUCCUGGGUCCUCGGCCUUCUCCUGCUGGCCACCGUCAGAGGAAGGGACAUCUGCUAUGGACAUUUGGGCUGCUUCUCCGAUGAGGAACCAUGGGCGGGGAUCCUUCAGCGGCCCAUGAAGUUAUUUCCCUGGGCCCCGAAGGACAUCGACACCCGCUUUCUUCUGUACACAAAUGAGAAUCCGAACAACUACCAACGAAUCUCCGCCAUGGACCUCGCCACUGUGGAGGCUUCAAACUUCCGAUUGGAACGAAAGACGCGCUUCAUCAUCCACGGCUUCAUAGACAAGGGGGAGGAGAGCUGGCUGACCAACAUGUGCAAGAAAAUGUUUCAAGUGGAGGAGGUGAACUGCAUCUGUGUGGACUGGAGACAAGGGGCCAAGACAGACUACACCCAAGCCGUCCACAACAUUCGAGUGGUGGGAGCGGAGAUAGCCUUCUUAAUACAAGAGCUGACGACCCAGCUGGGCUACAGCCUGGAGAACGUGCACCUCAUCGGCCACAGCCUGGGCGCGCACGCGGCCGCGGAGGCGGGCAGGAGGCUGGGGGGCCGCGUGGGCAGGAUCACAGGACUGGAUCCGGCAGAGCCGUGCUUCCAGGGCACGCCUGAGGAGGUUCGGCUGGACCCAUCCGAUGCCAUGUUUGUGGAUGUGAUUCACACGGAUUCCGCACCUAUAAUCCCUUUCCUAGGUUUUGGAAUGAGCCAAAAGGUGGGCCAUUUGGAUUUCUACCCAAAUGGAGGAAAGCAAAUGCCUGGAUGUCAGAAAAAUAUCUUUUCAACCAUCGUUGAUAUAAAUGGACUGUGGGAAGGAACCCGAGACUUCGUGGCUUGCAACCACCUGAGAAGCUACAAGUAUUACUCCAGCAGCAUCCUCAACCCCGACGGCUUCCUGGCCUACCCGUGUGCCUCCUAUGAUGAGUUUCAGGAGAAUAGCUGUUUCCCUUGUCCAGUCGGAGGAUGCCCCAAAAUGGGGCACUAUGCGGACCAGUUUCAGGGGAAAACCAGUGCUGUGGGACAAACAUUCUUCCUGAACACAGGAGAGAGUGGGAACUUCACUCGUUGGAGAUACAGGGUAUCAGUCACACUGGCUGGGAAGAAGAAAGUGAGUGGAUACAUCAGGAUUGCUUUAUAUGGAAGUAAUGGAAGCUCAAAACAAUAUGAAAUUUUCAAAGGAUCCCUCAAACCAGAGGCAAGUCACAUGCGUGACAUUGAUGUGGACCUCAAUGUGGGAAAAAUCCAGAAGGUUAAGUUCCUCUGGAACAACCAUGUGAUAAAUCUCUUCCGGCCCAAACUGGGGGCUUCCCGCAUCACAGUGCAGAGUGGUGAAGAUGGAACUACGUACCAAUUUUGCAGCGGUGACACAGUGAAAGAAGACCGUUUACUCUCUCUUUCCCCGUGUUAAA